Messenger RNA from Zea mays, 1509 nucleotides. RefSeq lists its product as uncharacterized. The transcript has 2 exons. NCBI's taxonomy places the organism in Eukaryota, Viridiplantae, Streptophyta, Magnoliopsida, Poales, Poaceae. The record is from RefSeq and is marked provisional. The coding region runs from base 3 to 1508 and encodes 501 amino acids.
CGAUGGGCGAGAGGAGGAGGCGUGCGAGCACUGCUUCCCUCGGGGGUGGAGGUGGAGCUGGAGGUAGCGGUGCUGUGCCCGCGCGGAACGAGGAGGACAAGGCCGCGGAGCCGCCUCCACCGACGUUGUGGUUCGCGCUCAAGCGGUCGCUGCACUGCCGCUCCGAGCUGUCGGAGGUCCACGUGCCGCGCGCCAACAAGGCCUCCGGUCCAGUCGUCGCGAGCGGUGGCCACCUGUCGUCGAUCGUCACCAAGCGCGCCUCCGCGCGGUCGGGGUGCUCGCGCUCCAUCGCCAACCUGCGGGACGUCAUCCACGGGAGCAAGCGCCACCCGGGGCAGCCGCCCAGCUGCAGCCCGCGGUCCAUCGGCAGCAGCGAGUUCCUCAACCCCAUCGCGCACGAGGUCGUGCUCAGCACCAACUCCCGCUGCGAGCUCAAGAUCACCGGCUUCGGGGGCUGCGGCGGGCUGGCGGCCGUGGGGACCGGCGCCGCGGCCGCGCACGACGCCUGCGGCGGGGGCGACGGCGGCGUGGUGUCGUCGUUCGUCGGCACGCUCCGCCCCGGCACGCCGGGCCCCGCGUGGGCCGGAGCCGGGCACGGCCUGCCGUGCAGCGGCUCCGUGCGGGGCGGGGUGCGCUGCACGCCGCCGCGGUCCCCGUGCGUGCUGCUCGAGAGGAACGGUUCCGUGGUCAGCGGCCACCGCGCGUCCUCCUGCGAGGAGACCGCAAAGGACGGCGGCGCCGGCAAGGGUUCCGGCGGGCUCAGCUGCCACAGGUGCGGCGAGCAGUUCAGCAAGUGGGAGGCGCUGGAGGAGCACCACCUCUCCAGGCAUGCAGUGACGGAGCUGGUGGAAGGGGACUCGUCGCGGAAGAUCGUGGAGAUCAUCUGCCGGACGAGCCUGCUAAAGUCGGAGAGCAGCUGCGUCCGGAUCGAGCGGGUGUUCAAGGUGCACAACACGCAGCGGACGCUGUCCCGCUUCGAGGAGUACCGCGAGGCCGUGAAGCUGAGGGCGAGCAAGCUGCCCAAGAAGCACCCGCGCUGCCUCGCCGACGGCAACGAGCUGCUGCGCUUCCACGGCACCACGCUCUCGUGCGCGCUCGGCGGCGGCGGCGGCGGCGGCGGCGGUUCGUCCCGCCUCUGCGCCUCCGACAAGUGCGCCGUGUGCCGCAUCAUCCGGCACGGCUUCUCCGGCAGGAAGGAGGGCAAGACCGGCGUGGGCGUGUUCACCACGUCCACCAGCGGCCGCGCUUUCGAGUCCAUCGAGGCUGCCGGCGCCGACGGGGCUGGCGCUGGCAGUGUCAGUGGCACCACGCGCAGGGCGCUGCUGGUGUGCAGGGUGAUCGCCGGCCGCGUGCACAAGCCGCUGGACAACCUCAAGGAGUUCGCGGGGCAGACGAUGGGCUUCGACUCGCUCGCCGGCAAGGUCGGCCCCUACUCCAACAUCGAGGAGCUGUACCUGCUGAACCCGAGGGCGCUGCUCCCGUGCUUCGUGGUCAUCUGCAAACCCUAGC